Molecule: messenger RNA, 1527 nt
Organism: Cuscuta campestris
Lineage: Eukaryota; Viridiplantae; Streptophyta; Magnoliopsida; Solanales; Convolvulaceae
Source: the annotation of a GenBank genome assembly
CUUGUUUCGGGUGGAAUCGGUUUCCAAUCAGCUCGGGUUCAGGUCCACACUUUUAGGCCGGCUUAACAGGUAGUAUCAAGAUUAGAGAUGAGAGCUUGAAUGGUGUCGGAGCAACUUCUAUAUAGUGUUUCUAUCAACUGAUAAUUAAAUACCCAUGGGGUUUGUUAAUUAUUGCGCCGGAGCCACCGCCGCCGCUUCAAGGGAGAGAAAGUCCUUGUACGCUCUUCUUUCUCUCGUCACGAUUCUCCUGCUGGCAUGCAACGGCGCCAUCUCCAUAUUCUCCCUCCGCCUCCCCUUCCCGCCGAAGACCCCGGCGAGCUUUUCCCCGGAAAACGUAGUCACCGGAAAAUCAAGAAGAGCCCUGAUCUCCGCGGCAUCUCCCCGGAAGCUGUCGCCGUCCUCGCUCAUGUACGCUGUGAAACCGGACACCCAUUUCCGGUUUUCUCGGAAAAAUCGAAACUUGGUGGCCUUCAAGAACACAGCCGCCGCCGCAUUGGCGGCGAGAAGGCGAAAGCAGAGAUCUUUGACGAUCAGAGCCAUGGGUUCUGGAUAUCGAUCGAAUCCGCAGUUCUCCACAAGAGCGAAGGGAUUUUUGCGGGAGAAUUCGUGUAAAUUAAGGUUCUUCAUGACAUGGAUAUCCUCUGUCGAGUCUUUCGGCUCCAGGGAAACAUCGGCCAUGGAGAGCCUGUUCAGAGCACACCCCACAGGUUGUCUGAUCAUAGUCUCGAACUCCAUCGAUUCAGUCAAAGGAAAGAGAAAAAUCUUAAAGCCCUUCUUGGAAAAGGGGUUAAAAAUCACAGCUUUGGCCCCGGACUUCAACUACCUGUUCAAGAACACCUCAGCACAGGGCUGGUUUGACCGGCUAACGAAGGGGGACGUAAAUCCCGGGGAGAUUUCCAUAGGUCAAAACCUCUCGAACCUUCUCCGACUCGGUUUACUGUACCGGUUCGGAGGGGUUUACGUCGACACGGACGUGAUAAUACUGAAGAGUUUCUCGGGCCUGAGGAACGUGAUCGGGGCCCAGACUAUGAAUCUGGAGACUGGAAACUGGAGCAGGCUGAACAACGCGGUGAUGGUUUUCGACAAGGGGCAUCCCCUGGUCAGGAAGUUCAUCGAGGAGUUCGCUCUCACCUUCGACGGGAACAAGUGGGGCCACAACGGGCCCUACCUGGUGUCGAGGGUGGUGGCAAGGGAAGGGUGCGGGGGCGCGACGGUUCUGCCCCCGGGGGCGUUUUAUCCGGUGGGUUGGGGGAGAAUCGGGGGCCUUUUUGAGGGCGGGAGAAACGAGACGCAUGUGAACUGGGCGGCGGAGCGGGCGGAGGAGAUAAGGAUGGGGAGUUAUGGGGUGCAUUUGUGGAACAAGCAGAGUAGGAGGAUGGAGAUUGGGGAAGGGAGUAUUGUGCAGGUUUUGAUGAGGGGUACUUGCGUCUUUUGCAAUUCAUCUUCUCCGUAACGUUAUAAUCAUGGGUGUACGUACGUACGUGUUUAUAUAUAGGAUCGAUAGAUAAAUAAGUAAGCAUGCAUGGA